UGCCAUGGAGGAGAAUGCCGGUGGAGGCGCUGGCGUGAUUCUACCGGCGCGCCGAUGCAGCACAGCUGAGACCAUCACCAUCGAGGAUUCCGAUCAGGAUCGGGAGGAUUAUGGCUGCGGCGAUGGGCGGCAUUCUGUGCCGGGGAUGGAUUCCUUGAUCGUUACCAUUAGCGGAUAUACAGGUACGCAGCGAAGUAGAGUCGUCGCGUUGAUCAACAGGACGGGCGCGCUAUUUCUGGGAGAUCUAUCUACGAGUCACACACAUUUAGUCUGCUGGAGCUUUACUGGAAAAAAGUAUCAUUUGUCUAAAGAGCUGGGAAUUAAAAUCGUCAACCAUCAGUGGUUUGAGGACUGCUUGAGGGCUGGCCGCCGGCUACCGGAAGAACCUUAUACGCACAAAAGCGGGAAAGAAGUUGGUCCAGUGACAUAUCGAGAAGUCAGGAGAGCUGGCGGCUAUACUGCAAGAGAGGAUGUUACGGGACCUCAAGAACCUCAAGCCAGCUGCUUGGAUCAAGAUGCGCGAAGUCCCACACCGCACCAUCAGUCAACCACCCCGCCGCGGCCGCGAGAGAGGGCAAGAAGAGAGCCUUCGACGAGAAGUGGAAAGGAGAACAAAAGAUGCAGACCGAGAAACCACGGGGAGAAAAGCAUCUUGACGGGACUGGAUGCCUUUCUACUAGAAGAUGAGAUCGCCGAGUCGAGCAAAAGAUCUGCGCCUCCAAGCAGGGACAGGGAAACGAAGAGAAAGCACGAGAAUAAGUAUCUUGAAGGCUUCAGAGAUUUGUCUCGCGAAAGCACCUCCCGGAGAAAGGUUUUACAGCCAGUGACAAAGAACAGUCACACCACUAAACGCAAAGUCGAGGUGCAGCUUGAUGCUUAUUUCCCUCCAAAGACGUCACCAAAGUUACAACCGUUUCAGCCGCCUCUUCACAUCGACGAUGCUUCCAAUCCGCGCGAUCUGGGAGCAUCGUCCGCCGGGACAGCUCCAAGGAGCGAGAGUCCGUCGACAAGAAGAUUGUCUACGUCGUCGAGCUCGAGCGAAGACGUGGCGUGUGUUAUUUGCCACGACGAGAACCAGACAAAUGUGGAGGGAGUUUUGGCAUGCGGCCACCAAUUUUGCUUCGACUGCAUCAAAAAAUGGAGCCAGCAUUCCGGAUCCGCCAACACCCCCAAGUGCCCGCUCUGCAAAGCCCCUUUCGAUUUUAUCACCAAGAGGGAGCCUUUCAUAUCCUUGGCAGACGAUGAUGAAAACAAGAGAUACUUCGAGACAAUCGUGGCGAUCGAGAAGAAGAUCCAGCGAACGCGUGCAAACGCUUUCCCUGUGGCUCGAUCGUGCGUUGUUUGCAGCGGUCAGGACGCCGAAGAGCUCUUGCUCGUGUGCAACGUUUGCCGCAGUCGAGCAGUUCACACAUUUUGCUUGGAUCCUCCACGGGUAGAUGCUCUCUACCCGUGGGAGUGCCGGGUCUGCUUGGAACAAGGGCGACGAUACAGACUCUAAGGACGACGAUCUGUGCAAGAGGAAACUUAGAACACAAGAACUUUCCAAAUCCAGAAUCCCGCGGCUUGUUUGGCUCAAGUGCUUUAUAUACUGUUUACGUGAUGCUUAAUUGCUGGAAAGCAGAAAUUCUUCUGCCACUUUAUUGUAAAACAAGUUUAAAGUUA
Molecule: messenger RNA, 1662 nt
Organism: Selaginella moellendorffii
Lineage: Eukaryota; Viridiplantae; Streptophyta; Lycopodiopsida; Selaginellales; Selaginellaceae
Exons: 6
Coding region: 5-1498 (497 amino acids)
Source: RefSeq, a predicted model, not a curated record